Actinia tenebrosa (Australian red waratah sea anemone) is the source of this 707-nucleotide messenger RNA. RefSeq names its product protein archease-like. Gene Ontology annotation, cellular component: tRNA-splicing ligase complex. NCBI's taxonomy places the organism in Eukaryota, Metazoa, Cnidaria, Anthozoa, Actiniaria, Actiniidae. The record is from RefSeq and is a predicted model, not a curated record. Gene Ontology annotation, biological process: tRNA splicing, via endonucleolytic cleavage and ligation.
AAUCGCGGAUGCACAAACAUGUCUUGAAAGUAACAGAUUGAUUAGUUUCAUAAUAACCUUUAUUUAUUGUACUCUUGCAAGGUGACAGUAACCUUGACACACGUAAAUGGCCGCAGUUAGCAAUAUUAGUAAAGGAAUUAAGAAGUAUGAAUAUCUUGACCACACUGCUGAUGUACAACUCCAUGCAUGGGGUGAUGAUUUAAAGGAAGCUUUUGAGCAGGCUGUAGUAGCAAUGUUUGGUUACAUGACAGAAAUUGAAAAAGUGGACAUUGAAGAAGAGAAAACAAUUGAAGCCGAGGGUGAUGAUAUGAUAUCACUUUUAUUUCACUUCUUGGAUGAGUCUUUGUUUUUGAUGUGUGAUGAUCCAUAUUUCAUUGUUAAGGAAGUUGAAAUUACUGAAUUUGACAAGGAAAAUUUUAAAAUAAAAGCUGUUGAGAGAGGGGAAGACUUUGACCUUAAAAAGCAUCCCCAGGGCACAGAGGURAAAGCAAUAACAUAUUCAAAUAUGCAAAUAUAUGAUAAUGAAGAGAAGCAUGAAGUGUUUGUAAUUAUUGAUAUUUAGCACCAAAAUAUACUCACAUGCAAACAUGCACUGAAACUUUAAUUUAACAAUACAAUGCAGAUAUUUUGACAAUAAAAAGUUCUUCCAUUGKCUUAAGGCCUUUGUAGAUAAAAAUCCUUUGACUGAAGGCAAAUACAAACACAUU